CGGUAAAUACACAUUAAGCAGCGUCACACCGCCAGCUAAAUUGCAAAAUAAGAAGAAGCAUGUCCAUGUAAAGGAGCAGUUAGACGAAGGCAGGCUGCAGGAGAUUCAAAUACCAGAUUUGGGUAUCACCACAAACUGAGCCAUGGCCAACAUUCAGAUCAGAAAGUACCGAGAUGAGGACUCUGAGGCUGUAAAGGAGCUCUUCACCUCAGGGAUGAAUGAGCAUCUACCUUCGUCCUUCAUGCACGUCAUGAAACAGCCCCUGACCCAGAUGCUGCUCAUGUGCACGUUCUGCUCAUUGAUGGCCAGCUCCAAGUCCUUCCUGCUGCCCGUCCUGGCAGUCACCCUCCUCCUGGCCGGAGUCCGGCAAAUGAUUGCCUACAUAUUCAACAAACACAUAGAGGCCUCCUUGAAGAAUGACCUCAACAACAUUGGCGAGACUUACCUGAAUCGUGAAGAUUCAUGUUUCUGGGUGGCUGAAAGUGACGGCCAGGUGGUCGGGACAGUAGCAUGUCUCCCCGCUGAGGAUGCACCUGAGUUUUUGGAGCUGAAACGUAUGUCUGUUUGUCGCAGUCACCGGGGGAUGGGCAUCGCUAAAGCUCUCUGUCGGACAGUAGCGGAUUUUACUCUGGACAGAGGUUAUCCUGCUGUCACCCUCUACACCUCUAUGGUCGCAACUGAUGCUCAGAAACUGUAUGAACACAUGGGUUACAAGAAGAUAAGGCAGUUUCUUUUACCUGAGUUUUUUGCCAAAAUUAUCAACUUCACUCUGAUUGAGUACAGACUUAAUUUAGAGGAAGAGAAAUAAAGCUAGUGAAACCAACAGACUCUUUAAAACUAACUUAUCAUAUUUGUACUUAGUUUAUUUGAUCUUUUUUCGCCUACCGUUGUUACUUUCUCUGCAUAGGUCAGGCAUGUAGCACGUUUUCUACUGUUUUUCAUCCAUCUAAAAAUCUCAAACAAUAAACUUUGAAGGUUUUUGUCUUU
Messenger RNA from Girardinichthys multiradiatus, 987 nucleotides. Its product is annotated as probable N-acetyltransferase camello. Bases 143 to 808 code for a protein of 221 amino acids. Lineage: Eukaryota; Metazoa; Chordata; Actinopteri; Cyprinodontiformes; Goodeidae. The transcript has 2 exons. Gene Ontology annotation, molecular function: N-acetyltransferase activity. The record is from RefSeq and is a predicted model, not a curated record.